This is a messenger RNA of Strongyloides ratti, 930 nucleotides long. RefSeq lists its product as hypothetical. The coding region runs from base 1 to 930 and encodes 309 amino acids. The transcript has 2 exons. The record is from RefSeq and is a predicted model, not a curated record. Lineage: Eukaryota; Metazoa; Nematoda; Chromadorea; Rhabditida; Strongyloididae.
AUGGAAACUCUUCAAAUUCCUUCUAACAAUAAAUCAGAUAUUAAUAUUGAAGAUAAAAUUAACAUUGGACAAAAUAAUCAAAAUAAAAUAGAUAUUUUCAAUGAUACAGAUUGUAAUAUGGAAAAUGAUUUUGACAAAGACUACAAGGAAAAUACUCAAGAUAAUGAAAAAUUAAAAAAAAAUGUUGAUAUUUUUGGUGUAAAAUAUAAAGAAAGUAAAACAUUGAAUAAAAAGGUACCACUUCCUCCUUGGAAUCAGUUGAUUAGUGAUAGAAGGGAUGUCGUUGCAAUUGGUAAAAUUAAUGUAAAAGAAUAUAGUAACUUUUUGAGAAAUUUUGUUAAAUCAGCCUCCUCCAGACGAUGUUGUAUCAUUGAAACUGGACAUUUACUUAUAUACUCAUCAACAUCAGAAGAUAAAGGAUAUUUAUUAGAUUUAAAAAAAAUGGAAAAAAUUGUUUUUGAGGGAUAUGCUAGUUCAAUAAAAAAUAAUGGGAAACUUGUUGCAAUUAAAUUAAAAUGGUCAUUUGGAUCUGUAACAAUUACACUUAGUGAAGAUGAAAUAUCCGAAUGGAAGGAACCAAUAUUUGUUAUUCAUGAAAAUAGUGAAAUUUAUGAAUUGACAAAAAAAUUCAAUUGGACUCAUCGUCGUAAACCAACCUUUAACACAACAUUAAAUGAAGAAAUUGAUGCUUAUUAUAAUGAUAUUAUGGAACAAAAUGAUGCAGAUGAUGAAAUUGAGUAUGAUGAAAAUAAAUACAUAAAACAACUAGAAUUUAUUCAUCCUUCUCGUGGACAACUUAAUAUUCAUGAAGAUUUAAAAAAAUUAAUUAACAAUAGUUCAAUGAUAAGUGGAGAUGGUUCAAGAUAUGAUACACCAAGACCAGAUAGAAAACUUGAAAAAAAAAUGAUGGUUGGAGAUUAUGAAGAUUAA